GUAAAAUGUUACAAACUAUACAUAUCAGCAACACAUUACCUACUUUGACUCAUCCUACUUCAGAUAAGCAAACUGCUUUCUUCUGUAACAAAGUUACUCAGCCAGGAAAGUGUGUAUGUAGGGAC
Molecule: messenger RNA, 125 nt
Organism: Funneliformis mosseae
Lineage: Eukaryota; Fungi; Glomeromycota; Glomeromycetes; Glomerales; Glomeraceae
Source: the annotation of a GenBank genome assembly